AUGGCAAACAAAAUUACUUGUUUUCUUGGUUACAUAGCUGUACUUAACUUACUAUUUGCAAGAUCUUGUGCUCAAGCAACAGCAACUGCACCUUCAUGCACAGAUGUUAUAUCGAACACGGCCCCUUGCUUACCCUAUAUCUCGCGCACCUCCCCUGCGCCAUCAGAUGUUUGCUGCGCGGGGAUUAAGAAUGUGGCUGCCAUGGCUAGCACCCAUGCUAACCAGGUUGAUAUUUGCACUUGCUUGAAGUCUAAUAUAGCUGGUUUUAGUUAUGAUCCUACCCUUAUUGCUGCUCUGCCUAAGAAAUGUUCUGUCAACAUCAAUCUCCUUCCAAUCUCUGCUAGCACGGACUGCUCCAAGAUUAGUUUGGGGAAUUGA
Molecule: messenger RNA, 378 nt
Organism: Beta vulgaris subsp. vulgaris (sugar beet)
Lineage: Eukaryota; Viridiplantae; Streptophyta; Magnoliopsida; Caryophyllales; Amaranthaceae
Product: non-specific lipid-transfer protein A
Exons: 2
Coding region: 1-378 (125 amino acids)
Biological process (GO): lipid transport
Cellular component (GO): membrane
Molecular function (GO): lipid binding
Source: RefSeq, a predicted model, not a curated record